This is a messenger RNA of Choloepus didactylus (southern two-toed sloth), 11795 nucleotides long. RefSeq names its product TAO kinase 1 (gene TAOK1). The transcript has 20 exons. The record is from RefSeq and is a predicted model, not a curated record. Lineage: Eukaryota; Metazoa; Chordata; Mammalia; Pilosa; Megalonychidae. The coding region runs from base 767 to 3772 and encodes 1001 amino acids. Gene Ontology annotation, biological process: protein phosphorylation; execution phase of apoptosis. Gene Ontology annotation, molecular function: ATP binding; protein kinase activity.
ACUGGGCAGUGGCCGGGCUCUGUGGCUUCAGGGCUCGGAGAGAGACAGAGAGGGAGGGUGGUAAAGAGAGUGAGUCGGCGCUGCCGCCUGCCUGAGGAGAGAGGAGGGGUCCCGCUUGCCCUGCGCCCUACGCGGGCUGAGAGUGCGAGGCACGCGCGAACCUGUGAGGCUUCCCGGCCCCUAGGGACUCCGCCCCGUUGUCCGCCGGCCGGCCGGCCCGAGGCCUCUCUUCCCUUUGUGAGCGCCCCCUUUCCAGGGGUGGUGGUGGUGGUGGUGGCGGAGGGCUGUGCGUGGGCCCGCCCGCCGAGGGGCCGCGGCGGGGGACCGAUAGGGCCUCGGCUGUGCGAAACGGUAGGCGGCCGAGGCCCGGGCUGGUUCCCCCGAGGCGGCGGCAGCGGCGGCGGCGGCUCCGGCUCCCGGCACUUCCCCGCGCCAUCUUAGCUGAGCUCCAGCUCUGAGGGCGCCUUCUCGACCCCAGUCGUCCCCUUGCCCCCCCCCCCGCCCCUUGUCGCAGAGCUUGGGCUGGGCGGCUCGCUGGGGCUCCGGGGGGGGGGCGGUCUGUCGCCGGGCCCCCUCCUCCUCCUCCUCACUCCUCGCCUUCCAGCGUAGCGGCUCCUGGAACGUUGCAGGGGGCUGCGCCUGCCUACCCCGCCCCAGACCUGUCGGCGAAAGGUAGUUUAUGCCAACGUGGCUUAAUUCAUACAGAUGAACCAAGGAUUGGGAUAGCAGGAUAAAACUAGAACCAGACAGCUGACUGCCCAGCAGGAUGCCAUCAACUAACAGAGCGGGCAGUCUGAAGGACCCUGAAAUUGCAGAGCUCUUCUUCAAAGAAGAUCCAGAGAAGCUCUUCACAGAUCUCAGAGAAAUUGGCCAUGGAAGCUUUGGAGCAGUGUAUUUUGCCCGAGAUGUGCGUACCAAUGAAGUGGUGGCCAUCAAGAAAAUGUCUUAUAGUGGAAAGCAGUCUACUGAGAAAUGGCAGGAUAUUAUUAAGGAAGUCAAAUUUCUACAAAGAAUAAAACAUCCCAACAGUAUAGAAUACAAGGGCUGCUAUUUACGUGAGCACACAGCUUGGCUUGUAAUGGAAUAUUGUUUAGGAUCGGCUUCAGAUUUACUAGAAGUUCACAAGAAGCCAUUACAAGAAGUGGAAAUAGCAGCGAUUACACAUGGUGCUCUUCUGGGAUUAGCCUACUUACAUUCUCAUACCAUGAUCCAUAGAGAUAUCAAAGCAGGAAAUAUCCUUCUGACAGAACCAGGCCAGGUGAAACUUGCUGACUUUGGAUCUGCUUCCAUGGCAUCUCCUGCCAAUUCUUUUGUGGGAACACCAUAUUGGAUGGCCCCAGAAGUAAUUUUAGCCAUGGAUGAAGGACAGUAUGAUGGCAAAGUAGAUGUAUGGUCUCUUGGAAUAACAUGUAUUGAAUUAGCGGAAAGGAAGCCUCCUUUAUUUAAUAUGAAUGCUAUGAGUGCCUUAUAUCACAUAGCUCAGAAUGAAUCCCCUACACUACAGUCUAAUGAAUGGUCUGAUUAUUUUCGCAACUUUGUAGAUUCUUGUCUCCAGAAAAUCCCUCAAGAUCGCCCCACAUCUGAGGAACUUUUAAAGCACAUGUUUGUACUUCGGGAGCGCCCUGAAACAGUGUUAAUAGAUCUCAUUCAAAGGACAAAGGAUGCAGUAAGAGAACUGGACAAUCUGCAGUAUCGAAAGAUGAAGAAACUCCUCUUCCAGGAGGCACAUAAUGGACCCGCAGUAGAAGCACAGGAAGAAGAAGAGGAACAAGAUCAUGGUGUUGGACGGACAGGAACAGUUAAUAGUGUUGGAAGUAAUCAGUCUAUUCCCAGUAUGUCCAUCAGUGCCAGUAGCCAAAGCAGUAGUGUUAACAGUCUUCCAGAUGCCUCAGAUGACAAGAGUGAGCUAGACAUGAUGGAAGGGGACCACACAGUGAUGUCUAACAGUUCUGUGAUCCACUUAAAACCUGAGGAAGAAAAUUACAGAGAAGAGGGAGAUCCUAGAACAAGAGCAUCUGUUCCACAGUCUCCACCCCAAGUAUCUCGUCACAAAUCACACUAUCGUAAUCGAGAACACUUUGCUACUAUACGGACAGCAUCACUGGUUACAAGGCAAAUGCAAGAACAUGAGCAGGAUUCUGAACUUAGAGAACAGAUGUCUGGCUAUAAGCGUAUGAGACGGCAGCAUCAAAAGCAGCUGAUGACUCUGGAAAAUAAGCUAAAGGCUGAGAUGGAUGAACACCGCCUCAGAUUAGACAAAGAUCUUGAAACUCAGCGUAACAAUUUUGCUGCAGAAAUGGAGAAGCUUAUCAAGAAACAUCAGGCUGCUAUGGAAAAAGAGGCUAAAGUGAUGGCCAAUGAGGAGAAAAAAUUUCAGCAACAUAUUCAGGCCCAACAGAAGAAAGAACUCAACAGCUUUUUGGAGUCCCAGAAAAGAGAAUAUAAACUUCGAAAAGAGCAGCUUAAAGAGGAGCUGAAUGAAAACCAGAGUACUCCCAAAAAAGAAAAACAGGAGUGGCUUUCAAAGCAGAAGGAGAAUAUACAGCAUUUCCAGGCAGAAGAAGAGGCUAACCUUCUUCGACGUCAGAGACAAUACCUUGAGCUGGAAUGCCGACGCUUCAAGAGGAGGAUGUUACUUGGGCGUCAUAACUUGGAGCAAGACCUUGUUAGGGAGGAGUUAAAUAAGAGGCAAACUCAGAAGGACUUAGAGCAUGCCAUGCUUCUGCGACAACAUGAAUCCAUGCAAGAACUGGAGUUCCGCCACCUCAACACAAUUCAGAAGAUGCGCUGUGAGUUGAUCAGAUUGCAGCACCAAACUGAACUCACUAACCAGCUGGAGUAUAAUAAGCGAAGGGAACGAGAACUAAGGCGAAAGCAUGUCAUGGAGGUUCGACAACAGCCUAAGAGUCUGAAGUCUAAAGAACUCCAAAUAAAAAAGCAGUUUCAAGACACUUGCAAAAUCCAAACCCGACAGUACAAAGCAUUAAGAAAUCACCUACUGGAAACUACACCAAAGAGUGAACACAAAGCUGUUCUGAAACGGCUUAAGGAGGAGCAGACUCGGAAGUUAGCCAUCUUGGCUGAGCAGUAUGAUCAUAGCAUUAAUGAAAUGCUCUCUACACAAGCCCUGCGUUUGGAUGAAGCACAGGAAGCAGAGUGCCAGGUUUUGAAAAUGCAGCUGCAGCAGGAACUGGAGCUGUUGAAUGCAUAUCAGAGCAAAAUCAAGAUGCAGGCUGAGGCACAACAUGAUCGAGAGCUUCGGGAACUUGAACAGAGGGUAUCCCUCCGCAGGGCCCUCCUAGAACAAAAGAUUGAAGAAGAGAUGUUGGCUUUACAGAACGAACGCACAGAACGAAUACGAAGCCUGCUGGAACGUCAAGCCAGAGAAAUUGAAGCUUUUGACUCUGAAAGCAUGAGACUAGGUUUUAGUAAUAUGGUCCUUUCUAAUCUCUCCCCUGAGGCAUUCAGCCACAGCUAUCCAGGAGCUUCUGGUUGGUCUCACAAUCCUACUGGAGGUCCUGGACCUCACUGGGGUCAUCCCAUGGGCGGCCCGCCACAAGCUUGGGGCCAUCCAAUGCAAGGUGGACCCCAGCCAUGGGGUCAUCCCUCAGGGCCAAUGCAAGGGGUUCCUCGAGGUAGCAGUAUGGGAGUCCGUAAUAGCCCCCAGGCUCUGAGGCGGACAACUUCUGGGGGACGGACGGAGCAGGGCAUGAGCAGAAGCACGAGUGUCACUUCACAAAUAUCCAAUGGGUCACACAUGUCUUAUACAUAACUUAAUAAUUGAGUGGCAAUUCCGCUGGAGCUGUCUGCCAAAAGAAACUGCCUGCCGACAUCGUCACAGCAGCCUCCUCACUUGGGUACUACAGUGUGGAAGCUGAGUGCAUAUGGUAUAUUUUAUUCAUUUUUGUAAAGCAUUCUAUUUUGUGUUUACUAAUCGGGAUGUCGUAUUUGGCUGCCGGGAUUUUUGUUUGUUUAUUUGUUUUAACUUUUGGGGAAACUUCGAAGAGGGGAGUUGAUGUGUGUGUAUGUGUGUAUAUGUGUGUGUGUGUGUGUAUAUAUAUAUUAUAUAUAUAUAUAUAUAAUGCAUAUAGUAAAGAAAAAUUGGCUAGUUAGAGGUUAUUUUCUGAACACUGCAAAAAUAAAAUGCAGCGAAGUGGCUUGAGUCAUCACUCUUGGGCGUCUAUAUCCUAAGAAGUUUAUGAAGAGAUCUAAAGCCUUCCUCCAUAUCCCAAAUUCUUAGGAGCCACUCAGAGCAAGCAGUAUAUGCUAAAGCAAGUUGUUAUUGAAACACACCUGCAUCCUCUCACCAGUGUAUUUUCUUCAUUAAAUUGGUCUGAUAUCUCAGCCUCAUUUGGAGUGAAAAUGGAAGGGGGAAUCCACGAACAGUAAAGGGUUGCAUUGAGUUUUUCAGUGGGUAGAAAACAACCUUCUAAUUGUGAACACGGCAUAGGUUUGUAAGUGAUUUUUGGCCAUUCAAUUGUGCCUUCCUUGUGGCAUGGAGAGAUGAGGGUGCUUAAGGAAAUUACAAGUUAAAUGGGGAUUGCAUUAACAAACCUGUGAACCUUCAAAGGGGAAGACCAGAAGAGUGAGAGGCCCCUGAAAUAUGGUUGAUACAUUCAGCAGCAGAGUGAGGAGAUAAAGCCUAUAUCUCCUGAGGUUUUGUUGCUUAUACUGUGAUAUCUCAUCCUAGCUAAGCACUAUAACUCCCAAGACCCCAAAUAGUACUUUCACUUUGUACAAAACAAAGAUACAUAGCCAAUGCAAAUCAGAUGCCAGAGGUAUUUGAAUUAUGCCGUAUUUGCAAAUUGCCAUCUAUUGGAAUUCUUAUCACACUACAUAGACAUAAUUUGAUUACCCCUUUUUGGCUUAUGAGAUUUCCUGUUUACAAAUAGAAUAGCCAAUUAUUUAAAUGUUUAGUUGCCAUAGUGAACCAGGAGUCACUGAGCCAAUGACUUGACCAGCUGCUGACUAUCCUCAUCACCACUGUAGAUUUUGCUGCAUGUGCAGGUGUCUUUUUCUUAUUUUACUGCUGUUUUUGUUGCUGCAGUACUUUACAAGCUUCUAGUUCAUUGAGACUUUGUGACCAUUUGGCCUCGUGUUAACAUCACCCAACAGGAGACACCACUUCCAUAAGUCUCUAGCCUUAGUGCUAAAUUACUACUGAAAAGGAACUAGGACGUUUCACAAAUUUAAAAAAAAAAAAAAAAAAAAAAAAAGUGAGUUAUAGUGGUCAGGGAAUUGCUUGACAAAAGCUAACUUGUUUUUUUCCCCAGAGGGGGCUUGUUUUGUUUUGUUCUGUUUUACAAUGAAGGAUAAAUCCAAUACUAAAAGGCCGAUGUUACUUGGUAUUCCAUUGCUAGUGUAGAAAUUGAGUUGGACGUGAGCGAGGAGCAAUAGGUAAGACUUGAAGAAAAAAAAUGUCCUUUUUCCUAAUGAUCUGAGUUCUUACAAGUUAUUGUCCUGCCCCCUCUCCAGUUGUCUUGAAGAAACCUGUGCUACUAUCUCUGGAUCUUGGUUUUCAUGUAGUCAGAGAGCUCCAAGGUAGAAAGAAGCCUUUCAGUCCCUCUAAAUGAACUCUUCACCUAGACCAAAUAGUAAUGUAUCACUGUUGAAAUCUUGAUUUUCACAACAAAAUUUUGAAAGUCUUCCCCUAGUAUAUCAGUCCAGCCACCAUGAAUCCUCUUAUUUAGGAGUUUCUGACUUUCAUUUGAAGGUAAAUGGAAGAAAAAUUAAAUAUUUUAAUGUAAAUCUUUUUAAAAACAACAUCACAGAAGAUUCACACACCAUUUUAGGCAGUGUUUCAAGUAGCACUCUGAUAUGUUGUCUUCUAGGCCAUUCUCCAGAGCCCCAGUUCUUAGAUAAACAUGACUUGUACUUGUCAUAGUUAAUGUGAGGGGCUCUUAGUUUUCCUGGUAUCUUUUUUGCAUUCGAAUAUGCAAUGCUUCAAACAAGUUCAGAAAUCUGCCUAUUUGAAGGAAAGUGACUAGAGGGAACACCAGGUUUUAAUAAAACAUCCAAAUACAAUGGAAUUUGAUACCUUUUUAUAUUAGGUCUGGCCCCUCUGUACCAUCACAGAAGUUAAAUAGGGAAGCAGAUCAGUUUUGCAUACAAAAUUUGUUAAAAUCCAGAAUACUACCAGUUUUAAAGUCAGUUUGUAGACUUAAAUUAGCCACAGUUUCUGACUUAAUCAAAUUGAGUUACUGAGUUCAUUCAGAUCAUAUGUACUUAUAAAAACAUGAUUGAAUCCUGACUCCAAAUAUCUAUACAAUAGGGCUUUGUAUCUUUUUCACGUAGGUCAUCACCAUACGUGGAUUAUACCAUUAAGUUAAUUUUAAUUAAAAUAUGUAUAGUUUGCAGAAAAAAAAUGAUUCACUUAAUUGAUUUCUGUGUAAUUGUGCAUGAGUAAAAUCUAACUUCUGAGCAAUUUCAUACAUGGCAGGAAUUGUCACCAAGUAAAGCUUGUAGCAGGAGAAUUCAGAAGGUUUUGAGAUAUCCUAAAGAAAGAAGCAAGCAUUUUCUGAAUCAGUAUGCAAAUGUCAACAUUUGAUCAACUUAACACUACCUCCUCCCCAGUGUUGUUGUUCACUCGUUAUUCAUGUGUUUUAGAAAAUAAAAAGUAUGAGAAAAAAGUAUAGUCCAGCAUAUCAGAAAGUUUUAAAUGCUACAUCUGGUAUCCAGAGCUUGGCUGUAAAGAGUUUCCUGUGUUCUCUGUCUCUACCCAUUUUUAGUUAACAUUUGCAAAAUGCAGCUUCAUAUCUUGAAAUAUAUUCCUAAUUGGGUUCCCUUUUCCUCAUAUUUUUUUAAAGUCAGCUAUCACCCCAAAUUAUAGUAUCUGAAAGUAUUUUCAUUAUAUAAUGUUAGUUGAAAAUGUGUUUAUAUCAUUUUUAUUCAGAGCUGCAGUUCUUUUUUUUCUCAUUUCUGUGCAUAGAGAUGAAUUAGUCCUGCAUUUGAAGCCACACUCACAAGUAUAAUAGGCUUAGUACUCUAGGCCAAAGAUUUAUUAGGAAAUUGAGCUAUUUAGUAUAGUCAUCAUGAUUUUCGGCUGCCUAGACAUUAGGUAAACACCAUCAGUACACUAAAGAAACUGUCCUUGACACUCUCCCACUCACACCUAUUUUUUCCUCACCCCAUUUUCAAAAACUGAAAACUGAGUGUCAUUUUCAGACCAUAAGCAGACUUUAGUAUCUUUUUACUUAUACAGGUACUAAAUGUCUGGCAUUUUAAAUUUUUAUAUAAUGCAUUGCAUUGGACACUGGAAUAAUACUAUUUAUUUUCACCUGUGAAAAAUAACUUUAUUGUACUUGAAACACCUCAUUUGCAUUUCUCCAUUUGUGCCAUUCACUAGUGGAAAUAAAUUGUAUUAUACCAUGAUCUACUGGCUUUUAAAAACUGUGUUAAAUAUGCACAUUUUUGGUAUAGCUAUUAUCAUUUGUAUGUAUAUAUUGUAUAUACAUAUGAGUGUCAAUAUGUGUGUAUAGAUAAAUGGAUAGAUGGAUGUAACUCAUACUGUACAUUUCCAUCAGGGCACUUGGAUUCUGUUUUUGUUUCAUUUUGUUAUUUCAGCCCUCAGUUAAAGCAAGAAUGCAUGUGUUUCUUAAGAAUGAGUUCUCUAGGUUGACAUUUAUGAGAAAGUGGUCAUUAGAUGCAAUUCUUUAUUUUUUAAUCCCCUCUGAGCACUUGUGUGAUUGGAGAGAGAAAGUUAAGUAAAAUGUGGAAUGGAACCAUAAGUUGCAGUACAGUAAAGUAGUGCUGGGGAAGAAGCCAGUUAGUGUUUCUGUGAGUCUGUGUUGUGAUACAAUAAAAGAGUGAUGCAGAAGGAAAUGAACCAUGGAUAUUAAAAACACUGGCGGUGAUUCCUCUGCAAAAAUGAUAAAAGGAACCAGUAAAUCACACAAUCUUCAUUUACUUUCUCUACAAAUUUAUUAGCAGUGAUGCCAUUGAUCCUCUUACUCUUUUUUACUCAUUAAUAUUAAUAAUUAUAUAUUUUGCUAAGGACCAAAAUAGCCAAGAAAGGAUUUACUGCUGAAGCAUCUAAAGUUCUCCUAAACUGUAAAAUCAGCAGGAAAUGGCCACUGAGAGAAAAGGGUAUGGUAUUGGUGUGAGGGGCUUUCUCCUUUUAGCUGCCUCUUCCUGCUUGAUAAUAGUAAGUUCUUUGAGCACCUUCCUCCCCUUCUGAGCCACCAAUAUUCAAGCAAAGGUUUGGCCCAACACAGCAACCUUUUCCAAGGAGGUUUAUAUGGUCCUGCAUAUUAUCCCAUGCUCACAAUGUGAAGUGUCUAGUGUAUAUUCCAGUCAGAAAAUAAUAUAUUUAAGGUGUGUAAGUGUGAAUCUCUAAUGGAAGGUUCUCAUUUCUUAGAAGCCUUUUCUAAGGAGCAGGGCCAAAAUUUGGACAGUCAUCUUUGAGCUGUUUACCAAAAUACAGAUCAUUACUGAAGAGAAACAAAUUCGCUAUCUUAUUUUCCCCCAUCUAACAUGAUAGUGCCUCCCACCAGGUUGUAGCAUUGCCUUUGAAAAGGCAUUUGUUCACUUAGUUGUUAAGAACUGGAAAUUCCCCAUCCUCAGAUUCCUUAAAGGAUGAAGAGUGUGCUGUACGCUUAGCAGACUUGCCUCUUGUAUGCAAGGACUACUGAUUGAAGUCUGUUUUGCUGUGUGUCUGAUUAUGUUGUCUGCACUUUUAUGAAAUCACUACAAUAGUUCUACAUUGGAAAUGACUUAAUUUGUAAAGAAGUAAGUUUUAUUAAACACUGUCUAGAAAAAGAAAGUGAAGCUGAGAACUCUUCCUUUUUUUGUGCAUUUGUAUUUUCUACUGAAUUCUGGUAGCCCCUUUAAAGUCAUGUUGACUAUUUUUCUCUCCUUAUUUAUAUUCAUAUUUCCAAGAUUUCACACAUAUAGGGGAAGAGAAUCCAUUUGGCCUAAUGAUAGUCUUCAGUUCAUAAGAAAUAUUUAUAUCAAUAUGCACCUUAUCUGCCUGUUGUGGGUCUCUUAAACUUGCACUUCCCACCCACCCAAAGAUAAAGAUAUUCUUGAAAGAAAAUAAAGGCGGAGAAUUAAUACUAGGGAGGCAUUUACUAUGUCACCAUCACUGUUGUCUGUUGCCCAGCAAUCCAAACUUUUUGAAGUUUCAGAGUUUUCUGUGUAUGUCUGUUGGAUUGUGUUUUGUUUUAAUAUACAAGGGAUUCUUUAAAUAGGGGAAAAAAUGUUAAUCUUCUCUGAGGUCUCCCUUUGAAACAGCAGGAUGCCCACUGGGUACACUAAUCUCAGCAUCUGUAGGUAGUUUACCAUGAAAAAGUGGAGAGAAGAUGAGACUUCUGAAUGAAUGAAAAAGGGUAUCUUGAUGCCCAAGAAUUCCCCCCAAAGUACGGGUACUUCAACCUGCAGUUUCCUUUUCACUCAUAGUUUUUAGCAAUUGUGAGUGUAAAAUCAUGUAAUUAUCUGUAAAUAUGUAGCUAACAAAUUGACUUAGUUUCUGUAUUUUUUGUUUUUGUCUUUGUACUAAAGUUUAUAGGUCUGUGCCAGCUAGAGAGGAGUUGCUGUCUUUGCCAGUGUGGUCCUAGCAUCUAACUCUGAAACCAUCAUAGAUGACACUUUUUAGAAUUAAUGCUUAAAUGUUGUUAAACAGAGAGAAAUGGAGCUUAAUCUUUGGUCAGGUUUAAAAUCUUUUGAAGCAAAAUAAUUUUAUUUAAUAUAAUGAUUACAUGUCCUCAAUCAUGAAUUCGGUAGGGAGCCUCCCUCCCCCAGUGGCCAUGUUUACAGAAGUGUGUUUUGUCUGUAAAGUACAAGUGAUUUAAUGUUUAUGUAAAUUAUGCAGGUGAUGACAUUAUGGUUUGAAACUGUUUAUUGGGCUCUUUAGCUGAAUUUUCAAAUGAAAUGAACUGUGCUUAUUGCUGGCACAUUGAUCCCAUUUCUGGAACAUUUUUUCUAUUUCCAGAAUUGCAUAAGUUCCUUUGUCAUUACCCUCACUUAACAUUCCUUUCUCUAAUAUGCCUUUUUAGCCUAAGGUAUUAUACACUGGUGAACAUAGAUGAGGGAAAUGCAGUUUUUAAAAAAUCCAUGAACCCUCAUUUUUUAGUACCCAUGUUUUAUGUUUCUAUGACAACUCUGAGGUCAGUGGGGUUUAGAAAUGAGGUACCAGUGUUAAUGAAAAGUGUGUAUUCUUUGCUUUUGCAUGGCUUGGCAUAGUAACAAAGGUAUAUUAGGGCCACUUGAACGCAUGAAGACCAGUUAUAUGGGAAAGGUUUCUCUCAGUGGCACAUUUUGCUUUUUCUGAGCCCUUAAAUGCAUUGCCUAGGCAUGAACAUUAUUGUUACUAUAAAUUGCACAUGGUCAUGGAGUGAAUCAUGUGAUUAAAAAGGAUAUAACUGCCUAAAGUCUGCAGAUACUGGUUGGUCCAUGUGACCAUUUGGCACAUAUCAAACCUGGGGAGGGGGAUAAUUGGAAUUCCCCCCACCCCCCCAUUUUUGGUCAUAGACAAGUUUUUUAGUUUAUUCAGAUGUUGGUUUCCCCAAUGUGUUGCCAGACAGCUCUUUUUUAGUGCCCAUACCAAAUGUGCUGUUGUCCUUCUUUGCAUUUCAUAUCAAAGGAACCACCUCCCCGUCUUUCCAAAAGCAGUUUGGGUUACACCUUUUAUUCCACAUUAGGUGGGAAUUGUGCCUACUUAGAGUGCCCCUCCAAUUAAUUACAUGUGUCUCAAAAUAAUCCAAGCUAGAGACACAAGGUGGGAAAACAUUUCAAAAAAAGAAAAAAAGUCCACUUGAGGCCAGUAAUUUAUAUAACAAGGUAUUUUACUAUUUAUCUUGACACUUGCUAUAUGAGCCUGUAGGAGUUGCAAGUGGUUUGAUAGUGUAAAAUCCAGGUAGAGAGGGAUGCAUGGCAUUUCUGGGAAAGGAGAGGGUUUUAUUUCUGUUUUACCUCUCCUUUUAUGAUGAUCCUUCUCUGUUAGGUUAGACUAGGUUAAUUCGCAAAUUUGUUUUGUUUUUUUAUUAUUUAGAGAAAUUUUUACAAAAGUUACAGAAGUGAUGAUCUGAUGUAAAUAACAAUUUAAAGUAUAGUGCACAUAACUUCCCCUGACUAUUCCAACCUAAUAAUUUGUAAUGCUUUAGAGUUUUGUUUUUUUUUUUAUUAAACAUCUAUGUUGCUAAAUCCUAUUUAUGUAAGUCGCUAAAUUCUUUAGCCCACUUAAAACUUAAGACAAACAUUUAAAUAAUGGAUGGUUACUCUGAACAAUUCAGCUUUGAGAACCCCUUGUUUUAGUACAUGAAAAAGAUAGCCUAAUGUGCAUUUAAUGAGGUUGGAAAGACUCUGAGAAAUAUGUAUAGUGUAUAUUUUAAAACAGCUUUGCUUGUAUUGUGAAGAUUUAAAAACAAACUUGAGAUUUUUAACAUAACUAUUAACACAGUUUUAACAUAAGUUAUCCCACUGGGUUUAAGAGCAUCUUGAAUGUAUAAUCCUUUUUGUAACCCAGGUUGGUUUCUGCUUUUACCAGUCAUCCAGACAUAUUAUUUAUGUUUUUUCUUUUAUAUACUCAUUUCCCUUUGUUUUCCUUGGACAGCAUGAUUUUUUUGCACAUGUAGAAAUUUUUAAAAUGAAAAAAAUUAAUACAUCAUUUUCUCUGGAAUUUCUUCAUUUCUCUCUUCCCUUCUAUUAACCCCUUACCUUAAAGGCCAUAUUGCUCCAUUUGCAUUAUUUGUGCAAAUGCCAGGGUUGGUUUUCUUUUUAUUUUUGGUAUUUACCUAAAAAAAGAAAUUGCUUCAUCAAUUGCUUUUUUAUUAAAAAAAAAAAAAAGAAAGAAAAAAAAA